Messenger RNA from Penicillium soppii, 1068 nucleotides. RefSeq names its product alpha/beta hydrolase. Bases 1 to 1068 code for a protein of 355 amino acids. The transcript has a single exon. The record is from RefSeq and is a predicted model, not a curated record. NCBI's taxonomy places the organism in Eukaryota, Fungi, Ascomycota, Eurotiomycetes, Eurotiales, Aspergillaceae. Gene Ontology annotation, molecular function: hydrolase activity.
AUGCCAUCCAACCCGCAGUCCCCGUCGCGAUCUACCCUCUUAAAAAAGGCAUCACGCUACCGCAUGCUUUCAGCCCUUCUAUCCAUACUGGACAGAUAUUUCUCCUGGCCUCUCCCCCCAAGACCAAAGCUUGAGAUCGCCAUCCCCUCCAAAAUUAGCAAAUGCCCUGGUCCAAUAGACCUCCACAUCUUCACCGCACCUUCAAACCCCCUCUGUCCCCGAAACCAAACUGCCCAACCCCCCCCUCGCCCAGUACUAAUCAACUUCCACGGCGGCGGUUUCUCAAUCGGCCACGCACAGGACGACUCCCACUGGACCGGCGCCGUGCUAAAAGCCUAUCCAGACGCCGUGGUCGUAAGCGUCAACUACCGCCUGGCCCCAGAACACCCCUUCCCGGUUGCGCUGCAAGACGGCGUCGACGCCAUCCUCUGGCUCUGGGGACAGGCGGAGAAAUACAACCUCGACAAAACGCGCUUCGGCCUGAGCGGCUUCAGCGCAGGCGGGAAUCUUGCCUUGACCGUGCCGUUCAGGCUGUAUGAAGAGCUGCAGACGCAGCGCUGGGCGUCGAAAGGGAAGAUAGAUCUCGCUGGUCUGGUUGCUUUCUAUCCGAGUGUGGAUUGGACGCGCUCGCUCCCCGAACGGGAUGCUACUGAUCCGGCUUCAGAGGAGAAAUCUUUAAUUUCGCCUUCUAUGUUCAAGUUCUUUGGUGAUUCCUAUCUUCACCACGCGGACCUGCCGAAAUUACCUGGUACGGAUAGAGUCGACAUGUCCCAUCCGUACUUGUCGCCUGGUUUAGCGCCUGGGUCGCUUUUGCAGGCGGCUUACCCGCCUGCUGUUGCUGUUUAUACUUGUGGGUUGGAUCAGUUGCUUGUUGAGGGGAACACUUUCCGUGAGAGGCUUGGUGGGUUUGUUCAGGAAGGAAAGAUGGCGAGUGUGGGUGGGUAUAUGGUUGAAGAGAAGAUUCAUGGGUUUGAUAAGAAGCCUUCGUUUUGGAGAAAGAAUCGGGCUAGAGAUAUGAUGUAUGGGGAUGCUGUUGGUCAGUUGAAGGUUAUGUGGAAGAUUGAUUGA